AUGGGUACUUCUCCCCCAACAAUAAAGCUGGAUUAUUCUUUGCCAAUGUUCCAGAACAAAAAAUUAGUCGGAAAGGCACUGAGAUCCCGUAAUAACUAUAUUCAACGGUUACAUGUUAACCUCCCUAUGCAAUAUAAGCGUCCGAUCCAUAGAUGGAUACGUGCUGCAUUAGAAGCUAACGUUGAAGAUAUCUGUAUUUCUUAUACCCGUGAGGAAACUCGAAUUCCAAAAGGUACGUUUUCGUCUGAUUCAUUGAAAAAGUUGGCACUGGUGAUUCCUCAUACUAGGAUAGAACUACCCAGGCCAAGGUCAGAGUCAGAGUCAUUGUAUUUACCUCGUCUUGAAUAUCUUAAACUUGAUUAUAUUCCAUCUACAGAUGAAGAACAAAUAAAUAAGUUAGUAUCAAGUUGUCCUGCUAUUGAAUAUCUGGAUUUAAUGUUACGUGAUGAUGAUAAUGGUGAUGAUCAUGGUAUUAGAAUUGCUUCUCCUACGCUGAAGCACUUGAAAAUUCGUAAAUACAGUGGAAGAGUCUCAUUGAGUUUAUAUGCUCCAAAACUUGUAUCACUAAUCUUUGAAUCAGCUACAAACAAUGUCUAUCUGGAAGAUGUUUCUUCCCUAGUCAAUGCGACAAUUGUUUCAAAAGAGCACAGAGGUUAUGAUAUUUCAUCCGAUCCUACAGCUCAGAAAACGUCCCUGGAAGUGCUCCAUAACGUGCAAUGUUUAACAAUACCGGUUCCACUACUUCAGGAUUUCCCGGGAAUUCCUCAAUUCAUUGAAAAUCAAGUAUCUGAGCAGUUUGGUAAUCUACGGCAUUUGAAGUUGCUGCGUGUUGAUUUUUCAUGGAGCAGUUCCGUUUUUAUAAUAGCCUCCUUUCUCUCGAUGUCGCCAAAUAUUGAAUCACCUACCUUGGAUGUUACUAGAUAUCGCCCUUGGGAUUCAGCUUCAAGUCAGGAUGAGCUGCUGAAGGGGGAAUUAGAGUUGUUGUCUGUGAUGUUCACGCUAAACAAGCUCAAGAUCGUCAAGAUUUUUAACUUUAAAGGAAGCGGUAUAGAAAUCAAGCUUCUUGAAAUUUUGUCGAGGAAGGCUAACGUUCUGGAAAAAUUCUGUAUUUUUGGCAAAGCAGUGGAUAGACUUGCGGAUACUUCUGUCACUGAGAAGAUUCUCGAUGAUGUUAUUCAAUUGCGAAAGAAUUCGGGCCUUCCGAAUGUCGGAAUACUGUUAAAGAUGGGAAAAUUAGGCACAGGCUCAAAAAAAAUAAUAUUCUCAUUGUCAGGCACACAAUUAACUUUUAGUUCCGUGACACCCAUAAUUAUAUGA
Molecule: messenger RNA, 1317 nt
Organism: Papaver somniferum (opium poppy)
Lineage: Eukaryota; Viridiplantae; Streptophyta; Magnoliopsida; Ranunculales; Papaveraceae
Product: FBD-associated F-box protein At1g66320-like
Exons: 3
Coding region: 1-1317 (438 amino acids)
Source: RefSeq, a predicted model, not a curated record